Molecule: messenger RNA, 3183 nt
Organism: Photinus pyralis (common eastern firefly)
Lineage: Eukaryota; Metazoa; Arthropoda; Insecta; Coleoptera; Lampyridae
Product: zinc finger protein 845-like
Exons: 2
Coding region: 467-2965 (832 amino acids)
Biological process (GO): regulation of transcription by RNA polymerase II
Cellular component (GO): nucleus
Molecular function (GO): DNA-binding transcription factor activity, RNA polymerase II-specific; RNA polymerase II transcription regulatory region sequence-specific DNA binding
Source: RefSeq, a predicted model, not a curated record
UCAGAAAGGAUCCCACAAUAGACUCAGAAUUCAAGUAGUUGUACAAUCUAGGAGAAUUCUAAAAAUGUCAAGUAAAGAAUUGAAGAAUACAGUAGGAUUUCAUGGAUCUGAGAAGCCGAAAAAUAUGCAAAAGAGGGAAAAAUUGAAGAUAGAAAGGAAGUAUCUAACACAUUCGAUGAAAUUGGAGCAUUGGAAAAAAGCUAAAGGAUCUGUUUCGAAGAAACGCAAGCAUAGAACAAUCCAAAAAUGAGCAUCCGAAGAACCAAAAGAAUAGCAAAAUGUCAAAAGUCUGACGAACAAGAAACAGGCAAAAAGUAACUAAUGUCUACGCCCAUGGACUGUUAUAGUUCAAGUGCACUAUAGUAGUUCAUUCGUGUCAUCUAGAACUUAACCUAAAUUUGCACAAACAAAGAUGUCUAUAUCAUGACGUUUAAUUGGAAGAAUUUUAUAUAAAAGCAUACCUAAAAUGGCCCUAGUCCCGCUAACAGUCAAGGAAGAUGAUAUCAAGCCGCUGAUCACCACGGAAUACACCUCGGAAGAUGUGAAAAUAGAACCGCUUAAAACGGAGGAAGUGGACUUGAUGGAGGUCGAAAUACGAGUCGAACUAGUAUGCCAAGGAUGCUGGUAUCGUACCUUCGACAAGAAGGAGUUUAUGGCGCACAUACCGCUGUGUGAUCGGAAACGUUUCGUGUGCAAUGUUUGCGGUUUUAGGACGGCUUAUAGAUACCUUCUGACCAGACACAUGGCGCAACAUUUGGGCGAAAGGAACUUUAAAUGUGACCAGUGUGAUUAUACCGGGUUCACAGCCGCGAUCGUAAGAAGACACGCGGCGAAGCACUCGAAGGACGAAUUCUUCUGUGACAAUUGCCCGUAUGCGACGAAAUUGAAAGGCUCUUUGCGUAUACACAUGUUGAAGCACAUAGGUGGAAAAACUCGCAAGUGCACGGUGUGCAAUUAUAGUACGAAUAUCAAGCGAAACAUGCAAAUGCACAUGCUUCAACACACAAGACCAAAGGUCCACUGUAACCAGUGCGAUUAUAAGGGAUACUCCGAUUCUUUGAAGUUACACGUUCUUCGUGUGCACGAUCGUAUCAAACCGUUCGCGUGUGACAAGUGCCCGUUUAGGGCUUUCGAGCGGAAAAGUCUACGGCUUCAUCAGUCGACCCACUCGAACAAUUAUCUCUACUGCUUGAAGUGCAAGUAUAAAUCCACGAAUAAGAGAAAUUUGAAACGUCACUUACAAUUGCACACUCGAAACUUUAAGUGCCCCAGUUGUAAUUUUAGCACAGCCAGCGGGGUCACUUUUAGAUAUCACAAGUUGAGGCACCUAGCUCAAAGUUUUAAAUGUGAACAAUGUGAUUUCUCCACGUAUUUGCAAUCGGCACUAGUGGCUCACAAACGAAAGCAUGCCACUAAGAAAGUGCCCCAUAUGGCGAAGCAGAAGCCCCAACGUUUCAACUGUACGCUGUGCGGUUACACAACGCCUCUCAAGUACCAUUUAAGAGUCCAUUCGUUGCUGCAUCUUAAAAAAGUCUUAAAAUGUGAAGUGUGUGAUUAUAAGACUUACUAUCCGAAGUUACUUGAGAGUCACUCCAAGACAAGCAGCCAUGCUUUCAUAAAUCUGGGAAAGUCGAAAUGCGAACGGAGUAACGUUCCAACGCCACGUCGACGAGCACGGCGUGCCAACGUCGACUUAAAUUGUGAUCUUUGCGAUUAUGUGGCUACAUCGCGAGACGAACGCCUAUCGCACAACGAAUCUCACUUGGACGACGCGAAGCUGUACACGUGCAACAUCUGCGGUUACAAGGUCGAGUCUAAGCCGCCGCUGAAACAGCACAUGUUGGUUCAUCAGCUCGAGAGGAGGUACGCGUGCGACCGGUGCGAGUACGCCGGUAAGACGGAGAAGUACCUCAGGAUGCACAUGCUGGUCCACACCUGUCAAAAUUUGAAAUGUAUCGAGUGCGAUUUCGUCACGUCACAACCGAAGUAUCUCAACAGGCACAUGCAGAAGCAUUAUAAUAGCGAGGUACACAAAUGCGAUCGGUGCGACUACUCGUCCAAGUUCAGGGCAAAUUUGGGAGUGCACAUGAAGACUCAUUUGAAUGAGAAAAGGUUCGAAUGCGCUACGUGCGGCCACAAGUCGAAGACGAAAAAUCUGUUAGUCUUGCACGUACAGACUCACUUAAUUCAGGUAACGUACAACUGCAAACAGUGCCAUUAUCGAACGACCAAUGAAGAGAAAUUUAAAAAACAUCAGUUGAGAAAGCACGCCAGCGACGAACAACUUUCGUGCGAAAAGUGCGAUUAUAAGACCUUCCGCAAGGAUUACCUCAGAAAGCAUUACGAAAAGCACUCCGACGUACAGCAGGCAUGCGACCAGUGCAAUUAUAAAACAAACCAGCUGACAUUGCUUAAAGCGCACAAGCGUAAUGCGCACAAGUCUACCAAAAAAUACUUUUACUGCGCGGAUUGCGAUCAUAAAACUCCCCACAAGCAGGAGUUAAAAGGUCAUAUGGUCCAACACUUCAAGGGCAAGAUUCUGGAGUGUUCCCACUGCGACUUUUCCACCAAGCACCAGCACAGUCUCAAAACGCAUCUACUAAAACACGACAACACGACCCGAAUGUUCAACUGUCCAGAAUGCGACUACACCACCAUCUACCGGGGCAAUCUGAAGAAGCACGCGGUUAAACAUUCAGGUCAGAAGGACUACCAAUGCGAUCUGUGCCCGUACAAGGCGACUCAGAGCAGCUCGUUGGCGACUCACAAACGACUAAAGCACACCGAGGUAACUUACUUGGAAUGCACCGAGUGUACGUACAAGACCCCGUUGAAGGGGAAUCUAAAAAAGCACAUGUUCGUGCAUACGAGGGAGAGAAACUUCCCGUGCCCGCAUUGCGGGUAUAAAGCGACUCAGAGUAGUGCCUUAAAGACUCAUAUUAAAAUUAUGCAUCGUAGUUCGUAAGAUUUUUUUGUUAUCACUUUGAUCUUGGGCACGCGCCAAUUUGAAGGUCAUUUGGUUCCGUUUGUCGACGGAAAGGUGUCUUUGUCAAAAACAGGUCUGGCAAACGGAACCGAAUGACCUUCAAAUUGGGGCACGCGCAGAACCGAAUCAAACGACCUUGUAAUAUUUUAUGUACAUAUGUAAUUGUAAGUAUAUCAAUAGAUCUUUGUAUGAUUUGA